Molecule: messenger RNA, 1356 nt
Organism: Phytomonas sp. EM1
Lineage: Eukaryota; Euglenozoa; Kinetoplastea; Trypanosomatida; Trypanosomatidae
Source: the annotation of a GenBank genome assembly
AUGGAUCAGAACAUAGUGUCGAAUCCCAUUUUUUUUAUAUUAGGGAGCACUGGUACUGGAAAAUCAUCUUUUGCCGUUGAAUUGGCAAAAUUUUUAAAAGACACAAAUUUAUAUGAAAAUGUAGUUAUAAUAAACUGCGACGUCAUGCAGUUUUACCAGGAUCUCCCAAUCGCUACAAACAAGAUUUCAUCUGAUGAAAUGAAAAAUAUACCACAUGCAUUUUUGGGAUUCCUUGAUUGCCAUGACUUUUACCUGUUCGAUCCCGUAGAAGCGUUUUUCAAUAGCGAAUCGACUCAUUCUCUGAUACCUCAAAGUUCAACCAAUUCACGAUUUGAUAUUCGUUGUUAUGUCGACAAGGUUACAGAGUUUAUAAAUCGUUAUUUUGCAGUAUAUAGUAAUUCAGCCAUUAUUAUUUGUGGCGGGACAUGUUACUAUGCGCAAUCGAUUCUCUUUAAUAAUACCCUUGUCUCUGAAGAUGACGACAAAGUCUCAACUUCACACUCAAACGACGAUGGUGCAGAGGGUGAGCUUUGGGAUGUAUUAAAUCGGAUCGACCCACAAAUCGCUUCUCGCUACCACCCUAACGACAAACGUCGAUUAAGGCGUCUGAUAGCAAUUCAUAGGAAAACAAAAAAGCUCCCAUCUGAGAUUUAUUCAUCAAAAAAUGUGGAACUUCGUUUUCCCAAGGAAAGGACAUUUGUGCUUUGUCUCUGGCUUCCGAGGGAUCAAUUAUAUGAGUCGCUUAAUGCCAGAGUUGAUGCUAUGAUAAGCAAAGGUCUACUAUCAGAAGUAAUGGAAUUCCAAAAACGGAAUGAGGGCAAUAAUCGUCAAACAAGCAUAAUGGAGACUAUAGGUUUGAAGGAAUUCAGGGACCUUUUUAUUCAUGGGGAUGUACUAAAUGAAGAGUUCCAGGGCUUAGUUCAGUCUGGAAUUGACCAGGUAAAAUCUAACACACGAAGAUAUGCUAGACAACAAGAGAGAUGGCUACUUAACCGAUUUCAGACGUUGUUGGUUUAUUUGAAAGACGAUUUUAUUUCUCAUCAUUUUAUGAAGAUUGAUUCUUCCCAAAUUAAGCAUUCCGAAGAUAUUGUGGCAUUAGUGCACGCGCUUUUUGCUGGAAAAGCGGAGAAACUAUUUUUUUCCGAUUGUCUUCAUAAUAUUACAAUUGAACCGAAGAGACCUGUAUCACAGGAGGUCUGCAACAUCUGCAACACAGUAGUUUAUGGAAGAGGUCAAAUGGAAUUGCAUAUACUUUCCAAGCAUCAUCGUUCAGCUGUAAAGCGGAGAAACAUCGAAAUUAAGUUUAAGGAAAUGUUUGGAAAGGAUUUACCACCUCCAAAGCGAAGAAAAAUAUAA